Messenger RNA from Pezoporus flaviventris, 2992 nucleotides. It is a transcript of the gene SNTG2, whose product is annotated as syntrophin gamma 2. The record is from RefSeq and is a predicted model, not a curated record. The coding region runs from base 1 to 1740 and encodes 579 amino acids. NCBI's taxonomy places the organism in Eukaryota, Metazoa, Chordata, Aves, Psittaciformes, Psittacidae. The transcript has 17 exons. Gene Ontology annotation, cellular component: dystrophin-associated glycoprotein complex; intracellular anatomical structure. Gene Ontology annotation, molecular function: protein binding; structural molecule activity.
AUGGGGGUUGUGGCCCCUGCUGUAGCUGUAGGUGUAUCCAUCAUGGUCCUGGCCCUUGGGUUCUGUGAUGGGGUAAGCAGGACUGCUGGACCUGGUGGAUAUAUUUGUAUCAUGGCCAGGCCUAAUGCAAUGGCAUUGCUGCAUCCUUCUGUAAAUGGCAGUUGGACAGUGGUCCUGGUACUGGUGAUGACUAAAACUGGCAUUGCAUUGUUGUAUGAUGAAGUAUCCGAAAAUGCUUAUGACAUCCGACUGAAGCUUAUGAAAGAGGUAUUAACAAUUCAAAAACAAGAUGUCGUCUGUGUUAGUGGAAGUGAUCACAGUACAAAUCACAGAACUGUUACACUUCAUAGACAACCAGUUGGUGGCUUGGGCUUAAGCAUAAAGGGUGGUGCUGAGCACAAAGUGCCUGUCGUCAUAUCAAAAAUAUUUAAAGACCAAGCAGCUGACCAAACAGGAAUGUUAUUUAUAGGAGAUGCAAUAAUACAGGUUAAUGGUAUAAAUGUAGAAAGUGCUACCCAUGAAGAAGUGGUACACCUAUUGAGAAAUGCUGGCGAUGAAGUUACCAUCACUGUUCAGUACCUCAGGGAAGCUCCAUCAUUUUUAAAGCUCCCAUUAGGUUCCCCUGGACCAUCCAGUGAUCACAGCAGUGGAGCUUCAUCACCUCUCUUUGACAGUGGCUUACAUUUAAAUGGAAACUCAACUAACACUGCUCCAUCAUCACCUUCUUCACCCAUAGCUAAUGAACCAAAAUAUGAGAAGCGCUGGCUAGACACCUUAUCAGUUCCUCUGUCAAUGGCUCGAAUCUCAAGGUACAAAGCUGGAACAGAUAAAUUAAGAUCUAAUGCAUUUGAAGUGCUGGCACUCGAUGGAGUUAGUACUGGGAUACUUCAGUUUUAUACAGCCCAGGAGAGUGCUGACUGGCUGAGAGCGAUGUCAACUAACAUCAGUGAUUUGACACUACAAAAUAUGAAAAUGGCAAAUAAAUGCUGUUCGCCCUCAGACCAGGUCAUACAUAUGGGAUGGGUAAAUGAGAGACUUGAAGGAAUUGAUUCAUCUCAACUCUACAAAUUUAAGUUUCUAGCACUGAAGGGUUCAUCCUUCUAUAUUUUCAGCACUCCACCGGUAAGCACACUAGACUGGGUACGAGCUGAAAAAAUCUAUAACCUCUGUGAGGUUCUAUUUAAAAUUCACAAGCUCUGGCUUGCUGACGAUUGCUGGCUACAAGCAAACUUGUAUUUAGGUAUUCAUCAGGACUUUGAUCUUGAAGACCAGAGGCCGUAUUGCUUCAGUGUUACGGUUGGACAUGGCAAGAGUCAUUAUUUCAAUGUAGAGCUGGGCAGCGAAUUGGCAGUGUGGGAGAAAUCAUUUCAAAGAGCGAUUUUCUUGGAAGUUCAAAGAACAGGGUCUAAAACAUAUAUGUGCAGUUGGCAAGGGGAUAGCCUGUGUUUCACAGUAGACUUUGCUCUGGGAUUUACCUGUUUUGACAGUAAAACAAAGAAUGUGCUGUGGAGGUUUAAAUUCUCUCAGCUAAAAGGGUCUUCAGAUGAUGGGAAAACAAAAGUAAAGCUGCUGUUUCAGAAUCUAGACACCAAACAAAUUGAGACAAAGGAGCUUGAAUUUCAGGAUCUGACAGCAGUUUUACACUGUAUUCACUCCUUUAUAGCAGCAAAAGUGGCAUCUGUGGAUCCAGUGUUUAUAGACAGUCAGAGUAUUGCAAGAAAAUAUAUGUACACUAACUGAUAUUAGAUUAUAUGUUGUGACUAUGGAAAAUAAAUUAUUUUCUUAAAGAAAGUAGUUAUUUCAUUCGCAACGUUUCAACUGCGUGAUUUUAUAAGAAGUCUGUAGUUGUUUUAGCUGUAACAUUAAGAGUUUCCACAAUCCGUUAAACAUUUUGAAUCUAUGAGAUAACAAAUAUUAAGUCAAACUGAAUCAGUUUGUCAUCUUCAGCAUUAAUCUAAAAUUCUAAAUGAAUAUUCAUUCAAUAUUUUUUGUGGUGUCAUUUUGAUUUCUGCUGCCAUGGUCAUACAUACUCCCCCUUAUUAGGUAGAAAUAUGGAAUGCCAUUUGAAAAGUGUGUGUCCAAAAUUUGGCCUCUAAGUCUGUUUUCAAAAGUGCUGGGCACACAGACAAUUUCUACUAGCCUUCCCUGUAGAAAAGAACUAAUUAUUGAAGACAACUGCCAUAGGAAUUUUUAUCUUGCUUCUAUAUGUUUGAAAAGUUAUAGCUCCACAGUCAAGUUCUUUUGAGGCCUGGGAGUUUAGCUCUGAGAAAACAAUAAGUGCUCUAUUUCAGACUGAGGAAAAGACUUAAGCACCCACAUGGCUCUAAGCAUAUUAAGUAGGCCUAGUGAAGCACAAGCUGAUGUUAAGUAUGAAUUUAAAUAUCAUGGUAGAUCCACUGAAAAGCUUUAGACUCUGCUAAAAAGCCUCCUCUCAGUUUUAGAUAACUUGCCUUAGGGUUUUCUUAUCUAUUAAUAAAGCUUCCAUGAGACAUUAAUUUGUUCAUUCAUAGAUUGCCUUGAUGCUAUCCUUUGCUGUGAUGCUCUGUAUGGUUGAGAACAGAUUCUCUAGUAACUGCUGUUUGCAGAAGGAUACUUCCAGUAUAGGGUGAACAUAACAAAACAUAAAGAUUUUUCUGGGCCAUCUGCCUUUUUUUUUUUUCCCUUCAGGUCUUACUCUGACUUAUACACAAAUGAAGUGGGUUUUGCUGUUGCUAAGGAAAUAAUAUGGUUGUACUUUUAACAUAUUCCUAACCUUCCUUCUGAAAUCAUCUUAUAUGCACAGAUAAUACUUCUUGUUAUUGAAAAUUUAUAUAAAAAGAAGGCAUUUUAAUCUUAGGGCACUUCCCUUGUAAGUAAUACCAAAUAUUGCAGGUUUCUAUGAUAGAAGUCUUAGUUGUUCCCAAGUACAGUUUGAGGUAGCAUCAGGCAAUUAGUUUUUUUGUUCAAGAAAAUAAAACAAUCAGAAACUCGAGCAAGGAGAAUAUCCUAAAUA